Messenger RNA from Salvelinus namaycush (lake trout), 15663 nucleotides. It is a transcript of the gene abca12, whose product is annotated as ATP-binding cassette, sub-family A (ABC1), member 12. Lineage: Eukaryota; Metazoa; Chordata; Actinopteri; Salmoniformes; Salmonidae. Gene Ontology annotation, molecular function: ATP binding; lipid carrier activity; ATP hydrolysis activity. The record is from RefSeq and is a predicted model, not a curated record. Gene Ontology annotation, biological process: transmembrane transport; lipid transport. Gene Ontology annotation, cellular component: membrane; intracellular membrane-bounded organelle. The transcript has 80 exons.
AUGGCCGGAUUUUUCCAACAGCUGCGACUUUUACUUUGGAAAAAUGCCCUUGGUGUCAUUAGACAACCGGGCUGGACUGUGGCCCUCCUGGUUUGGCCACUGGUCAUCUUCAUCAUCCUGGCCAUCACCCGCUCCCAGUUCCCCCCUAAGUUGAAAGACUCAUGCUAUGUGGCCCCUAGGAACCUCCCCAGUACAGGUUUCUUCCCCUUUCUCCAGACCCUCAUGUGUAACACAGACAGCUCCUGCCACAACACAACUCGUCUGUUCGCCAAGAGUUCAACUAAAAACACCAGGGCAUCGUGGACAGAACACGAUGCAAAGAGGGUAUCCCUGCUGCCCCAUGGCACCCCCAUGCUAAUGGGCAUUGGGAUGGGUGGUAGAGUCCGUGCUGUGCUGCACGAGACAUCUGACCAGCCUCAGAUCAUGGAGCUCUGGGACAACUUUCUGAAUGCCAGCCACCAAGAUAAAUCAAAGUACAACUCUCCCAUGGAGGGAUUGAACAACACCCUACUGGGAGACAAGGAAGCGCUGGAUGCGAUGCUGGAUUCCGUGAACCUGUUGAAGAGGUCUCUGUGCUCCUUCUCCCUGACGGUCCUUAACGUGUCCUCCAUGUCCUCCAUCGACCCCCUAACCUACGGACUGGUCACCUUCUGCAAGUCCAACAACACCCUGCUGGAGGUCUCACUGCUCACCAUCAACCAGGUCCUGACGGAGCUGUUGCUGAAAGACCCAGCGCAGGCCCUAACCACAAUGGGCACGGCAGUUGUGGUGUUUGAGAGGCUGCAGAGGGAGACUUCGCUGUGGGAGGGGCUACUGGGCCUGCCACGUCUCCUCAUGCCCACCACCCCCGAUAAGAUCCUGGAUCAGGUGCUGGAUGAGGGGGAGAGUCUUCUGCAAAACAUCAAGAGGACUAUGGCUGCCAUCGAGAGCAACUUCCCGGAGGCUAAUCUUUCAGCUGUCUCCAUGGUGAACCCUGCUAUUGUCGGAAGCAUCAACUUGCUCCAGUACGUCAGGAACUGGCAUGGCAAAGAUGUCUACAUCACUCUUGGUGAUGUUAUCAUGGUGCCACCCAAUACCUCAGCACCAGCAGCUGUCAACACCCUCAUGCAGCAGGUCAGGAUACCACUAGACCAGGCUGUGGCGCUUACAAUGGACAAGGCACUCCUGCAUUCCUACAUAUGUUCAGGAAACCUCAGUGUUGAGCUCCAAGCAGCUUGUACUGGAGGGACAAUGGAUAUGCUGCUGGGGUGGAUCAGUGCCGACAAGGUGGCCCAACAGAGCCUCCUGGCCUCGAGUAAAGACACUGCUCCGUGGGAUGUGACCUUCGCCAAAGGCCUCGUCCACAGCCUGAUGGGACUGUUUGAGGCCCCCGGGGGCCACGGCUUCUCCAACAACACCAGGUCCCAGCGUAGCAGCGACACGCAGCCUCAGACCAUAGAGGAAGAGCUGUUCCUGGGUGUGUCCUCAGUAGCAGUGGAGCUUCUGAAGGGCAUUCCUGGCUGGAACUACGUUCAGAUGGCCCUCACCACCGGCCAUGCCUCCAUGCAGCUGGCUACGACAGGCUUGGAUACUGUAGUGGAGAUGAUGGGGAAGGUGUCGACGGACGCCCAUACCUACCAGGAUACCUUCCUCUCCCUGAUGUCCAACCAGGCUGCUGCUGACAACUUUGCUGGACAGGUCAUGGACUCAAUAGUGAAGACAAUCAUGAAGGUCCUAAUAUCUCAGGGACCAGUAAGGUGUGAAGAUUUGCUGGGCCAGUGGUCCUGGCUCUCCUCUCUGAGCUCCAUGGACCCCAGCCUGUGGAACGCCCUCUUCUGCCCAGGGAACAACUCUCGUCUCCCAGAUGCUCUGCUGGCUGAGUGGAUGCCUGUGGUUGACAAGGCGACUCAGCUUAUGAACAUAGUACAGGGCACUACCAACGCCAAUGUCACCCUUCCCAUGAUCCUCACUGAGUGGCAUGCACUGGCUGGCUCCUUUGUCAGCGGUGAAGUGGCCUUGAGGAACUUCAGUAAUCUGUUGGAUGCUGCCUACCUGGUGGGCUGGGUCCCUGAGAACAUCACUGCAGUGGACUGGACACAGAUUCUCAUGACAAGGGGUUUGGGGGCAUUCGUCACUGUGGGCUCUCACCUUCAGAACAGCUCAAUGUGGCCGUCUAUGGAGUCAUACUUCCACAUCGCCUACUGGAUAAUGAACUACCAGCCCAACGUCACCGCUUCACCAAAUUGUACUGUUGAUUCUACCACAUACGCCUAUAUCUGCAAUACUGGGUUUACCUGGCAGCAGUUUAUCCCAACCACCGCUGCUCUGGUGCAGGAGUUUUCUGCUAAUCCUGCUGUAAUACUUCGGCAUGUCCAGGGCUCCUUGUCUUUCCUCCAGGCUGUCUAUGGAAACAUCGCCACGGGCCUGGUCACCCAGCUCCUCAGCGCCGACCUAGUCCUAGGGGACGGCUCCAUCCCAGCCCUCCUGGAGAACCUGAUCACCAUCCUGAACAAGGACAUCACGCUGGUCUCCAACCUCAUGUCCCUGGAGCAGUUUAGCACCAACUCCGAGCUGCCCCUCUCUCUCCUGGGGGAGAUGUUAGAGGCCCUGGGCCUGAAGCCUCUGGAAGCCCUGUGGAUCCAGGGAGGUAGAUCCCAGGCCCCCAACACCUCAUCUGUGAUGGCCAUUGCCCUGAAGGUGGCCAAGAACACCCGGCAUCUAGUUACCGGGCUCCCUGUCGAGAACGCCAACAUGCCAGACCUGACCGGGGUGGAGUCUCUGCUGAUGCAGUGGCUCUCAGUAGCUCAGGGAAACCUGACCCUGCCUCUGUCUCUCAGUAUGGGAGAUGCUCUGAUCACCUACUCUGGCUCUUUCAACUCUACCUCCCUGGCCUUCCUCAGACAGCUGCUCAAUCCUCUCACCAACCAGAGCUCAGCGGGCAUAGCAGACAACAUCCUGUGGGCCAUGGAGCGGCUGAAGACUGUGCUGGAUGCUCCUAACGGUGACUCAACACCCAUUCUCCUGGGGUAUGUGAUCCAACUACAGGAGUUGCUGGUCUCGACUCUACAGCUACGCAGAUAUGAGCAGCUCUUGCUUCCAGAUGGGAACCUCACCACAGCUCAGGUGACAGACCUCCAUUUGGCUGUGGUGGACCUCUUCCAGCUCCUGUACGUCCAGCAGCUCAGCCAGGCUGGGGAUCAGGCUGCCCUACAGACCCUACUACAGAGACUCUCAACCCUACUACCUCUACAGCUCCAACAGCAGUACCUUGGGAUGGUCAGCCACUUCCAGGCUGUGAUGGAGAGCUUGGUGUCUUGUACAGCGGCAGGUCAGGACUGCACGGCUACGGUCCCACAGGUGCUCCAGAUCCUGGCAGCUAGUGGGGACCACAUGUUCAGUGGGGGCCAAGCUAAACCCAGCAUGCCAAGCCAGGAGUCCAUGAAAGUGACUGUCAACCUGCUUACUCUCCUCUUCGCCUGGCACGAUACCGACAUGUCUAACAAUAUGUCCGUCACGCCAGAGUCUGUCCUCAAGACCGUGGACCAGACUGCCUUCUUCCUCCAGCAGAUUACAUCGACUCCCAACAUCAGCGUAUCCUCUCUCCAGCAAGCUAUGCUACAAUCCAACCUUACCCUGGGGGAACUGGAGAAGAUGGCUGCCCUGGCCGGCGCAACCAACGCACCAGCUCUCCUGGCUAGCAUCAUGGGUGUCAUCAACGUGCAACAAUGCCUGGAGCCCCAGCCCAACAAUCCCAUCAGCCUGGCCCAGUGUGCACUGGAGCUGAGUGAGAGAGUCACUGGUUUUAUCCUUGCGCUGCCUAUACCUCCGGGAUGCCAGUCCAACUGCACAGCGCUAAUCUCCCUCCUUCCCAUCCUGGUCAACCACUCUGUGAGUAUCGGCCUUGCCGCCGGCUCUGGCCCAACCCCACUCAUACCAACAACUGAGGCUAUUACAGCUACCAUAGCCAGCAUCAGAGAGAAUCUACAGCAUCUCAACCUGGAGUCUGUGGAGCUGAUCAGUAACGAGCUCCAUGUCCUUGAGGGUUUAAUCAAACUGUCCGCCUCUGGACAGUCUCCAGUCUACUCACACAAUUCCACUGAUCCACUGAUGCAGGACUCGGGUAAUGUACAGAAGGUGUAUUUGGAGAUGGCACAGUGUUAUCUGAGGAAGCUAGAGAAUGUGACCAGAACCAGUACCUUCUCAGAACUCCUGGACCCUUUCUUCCAUAUGGCAGAGAUGCAGCUGGCUCUCCAACUCUCUCAGACUGAAUUUACCAUCUUUGUUAGUAAAGAGGUUGAGUAUUUGAUGAGAAGUAUCCAAUACCCUAUCAACGGGACAGACGUGAGUAAAAUCGGCCAAUCGGUCAUCAGGAUACUCAAGGGUAACCUGGACCUGUUCAAGUUAAACAUUGCUUACCAAGCGGUUAUGGGGAACAAUUGGCUAAACUACAGCUUGAUUAAUGAGGCCGAAACCCUGAUCAAUAAUGAACUCCCUGUGCUUGAGGGUUUGAUCGAACUGUCCGCCUCUGGACAUUCUCCAGUCUACUCACUCAAUUCCACUGAUCCACUUAUGCAGGAUCCAAAUUACGCACAGAAAGUGUAUUUGGAGAUAGCACAGUGGUACCUGAGGAAGCUAGAGAAUGAAACCAGCACCAGUGCCUUCUCAGAAAUCCUUGACCCUUUCUUCCGUAUCGCAGAGAUGCAGCUGGCUCUCCAACUCUCUCAGACAGAAUUCACCAUCUUUGUUAGUAAAGAGGUUGAGUAUUUGAUGAGAAGUAUCCAAUACCCCAUCAAUGGAACAGAUGUGAGUAAAAUCGGCCAAUCGGUCAUCAGGAUACUCAAUGAAAACCUGAACCUGUUAAAGUUAAACAUUGCUUACCAAGAAGUUUUACAGAACUCUUUCGGGAACUUAAACUGGCUAAACCACAGCUUGUUAAGCGAGGUCGAAACCCAGAUCAGGGAGUACCUCAACCUGACACAGGAUUGGCUGAGACAGCCCCGUGUGACCCAGGUCCUGACCAAUAUGCUGCAUUGGAACAUAAGCGGUGGGAUGAUGAACGUGACUACUCCUGGGAUGGACCUCCAGCAACUUCUCAGGACUCUUGGCUCUUUCCUCACCCCAGAGCAACAGGCCUACCUCACAGCCAUCCAACACAACAGCCAGACUCUCAACCAGGUUCUGUUGGUGGCCAGUCAGGAAGGAGGUCUGGGUAGUGACCAGUUCAUCCAGGCGAUCAUGGAUGCUGCAAGCUCUGUCCUGAGUGGCUUCACCAUGGACCUCACACCACAGAACGGCACUGCAGAGAUCCAGGGUAUUCUACAGGGUGAAGAGGUCCAGAUUAUUCUUCAGGAUGCCCUCCAGCUGGCAUUCAGACCUAACAUGAGCAACGCCCAGUCACUCAACAUCACCAUGGAGAUUGUCAGGAGGGCGGAGGGUGUGGUUAGAUUGCUGGUCCCCCAGGAGGCUGUUGGGUAUCUGUUGCCAGGGUUCAGGUUCAUUAGCACCUACCUUGAGACAGUCUCCAGACCUGGCGGGCCUGAUAAGUGGAAUGAGAUCAUUGUGAACGAGCUGAAGAUGGUCCAGGGCCUCCUGGCCCCUGACAGCAGUGCCCAGGUCUAUCUCUCUGUCAUCAUCAACAUCACUCAUGUCAUCCUGGACUCCAGCCAAAGCCAAGGCAAGUUGGAGGGGAUGAUUGGGGCCCUCCUGUCGACCCUCAGGGACACCCCGGUGUGGGACUCUGUUCACCCUGCUGUUUCUGUCAUGAGCCAAGUCAUGGGAGCCUUGGUCAACAAUAUGCAGGCUGAGACAGCAUUCAUCUUGAGUUUCCAGAAGCCACUGGCUGUCCUGAUGUCAGAGUUGGUACAAGCUGUGAAUGGCAGUGAUUUCAAUAUGGCUGACGUGUCUGAGGGAAUGAUCCCUGCCAUCGAGCUCACUGUGGAAGCUGCCAUACAGGCUGCUAAUAGGAGUAAGACCUUGGAGUGCAGGCAGGUCCUGAAAGCCUGGGAGCCAGUUAGAGAGGCGGCUGGGCUGAGUGAGGCCAGCCUGGGUUUGUGGUGUAACAUCAGCCUGCUACCAGUCAUGGAGGCCGAUGCUGCGUCCAACUAUGUCUAUGCCAAUCCAAACAUGACCGGCAUGGGGAUGGGGCAUGGGCCAGUAUCAGUGGACACUACAGCAGCUAUGAUGGUGGCAGCUCUGCGUUCGUUCUACUGGGUCCAGGUUAACCGCACCAUAGUUACUGAGCAGCUUGGUGCAAUGCUGUUCAACACAUUGUACCAGCUACAGGGACUUAAUAUGACCACCGAGGACCAGGCUCACUGGAACGCACAGUUUCUCCAACUACAACUGAGCCAGAGUACUCAGGAUCUCAGGAUGGCCUUGGAGCAGCUGGAUGCCCUGGCCAUGGACAACCCCUGGAUGAGACCCUACCUUCUGGCUGUAGAGAUGACCCUAAACUACACUCUGGAGAAUAGCCAUCUGCUCCAGCAUGUGUUCAUGGAAGCCAUGGAGAUCCUCCUGAAAGGCAUGAACUUCACCGAGGACCUGGACCUGUGGAUGCGUCCCUACCUCCAAGCCAUGGAGAUGACUAUCAACUACACCAUGGUCUACAGCCAGCUCCUCCAGAAUGCCACAUCUGCCCAGCACCUCCUGAUGGAAGCCCUGGAGAUGCUCCUCACCGGGUCUAAUCUCACCCAGGACUCCAUCCAGGCCAUACUCACAGAGAACAUCUUCUCCAGGCCAGACGGAGGGUCGAUCAACAAGCUGCUGAAAGAUAUGAUCAGGGAGCUGGUCCGUGUACAGUUUCUGGGAGACUGGCCUAUUGUCUACGGCGUCAUGGAACAGUUCCUAUCUGCCAACGCCACAAACCUCAUCCUGGAGAAGGCUAUUGAGUUCAGCGGCUGGUGGGGCUCCUCUACCGCCACCGGGUUGGAUCUGGUAACCCAGGCUCUGCCCAGGAUGUACGAGGUGGUGAAGGCCUUCUUAUCCACUUUGAGACAGAUGAGUGUCCCCUUCCCUCCCAUCUCUGAGAUGUUUGUGGAGCUAGCAGAGCACGUCAUCACCAUGCUCAGACAGGUAUCUCAGACCAGUGAUCUCUUCGCCCCGCUGGACUACUACCUGAGCCAAUUACAAGACGAGAUGACCGGGCGGAGCAGGAGUCCCUUCCCCCACCACAAUGAGGGUGUGUCCAGGAGGGUCCGCCGCGAAUUGAUGAGGGAGGAGCCAAUGAAAGAGCCAAUGGAUGACUUCCUUGAUCUGUUCUACUUGGACUACCCUGUCUUGUUCCAGGCCCUGGCAAUGCCACCCACCAUGCCAGACAUCAUGGAGACUGCCCAUAUGUUCUUCGGCAACCCUGACUUGUCUGUAGUGCUCAAAGGGGUCUCUAGGGACAUGGGCAUGGUACCACCAUCACUACCACCCAUGGGGAACGUCUCCAGGUCCAUGUCCAGGGCCGGAGCCGUGACAUGGGGCCCCUCAGUCCCCCCUCCUCUGGACGACCCCAUCGACGUGGCCCUGGGCAUCCUCUCCUACCUCACCCUCCCCAAACAGUGGCAGGCAUACAGCCAGCUAUUCGUGGAGAUAGCACAUGAAGACUGGAUCAUGGAGGACUUGGCCAAGAUACAGAAGUUGUCAGCAGGCCUGGGCAAGAUGGCGGACAUGGCCAUGGUGCUGUCCCAGCAUCCCCCACUACAGGUCGCCCAGAGGGUGGAGCAUAUGGUUAGGCAGCUGAGUGCUGAGGUGGCAAGGAUCAUCUACAGUGGCCCCAACAAUGGAUCCAACAUGGCCGUUCAGUUUCUCACCGCCUUCAACGACAUCCUGGCGGAUAACCUUGAAGAGGUCUCUGAUAUUACAUCUCAGAUCAAUGCUAUUAUUCAGAACAUCCUCAGCUCUCUGUCCAGACCAGAAGCUUACAUGAGUCUGGCUCCGUACAUGAUGGCUCUAGACCAGACCAUUGCUGUGUUCACCUCUUACCUACCCACAGACAGCCUGAUGUACCUCAACACCUCUGGCCAGAUGGUGAAAGGCUUUGCACGGCUGGUUUCACACCCACGGGACAUGAAUAAGAUGAUGAAGGCUACAAGCAUGCUCUCUGCCUCACUGGAUCAUCUCCUGGCCUCUGAUAGGGAGACAACCCUUCCGGACAGGAAGCCGAUCCAGUCCAUCACUCACCCUCUCUUCCUGAACAGUGCCUUAGCCACUCAUACCCUGUUCAACCUCUCCGCUGAAAGUCACAACUUCAGCAGCCCUCACGAGAAAGAGGCAAUGAUCAAUCAGACUUUCCUUGCCCUGGUGGCCUUUCUGCCUGAGGACCAGAGAAUAUACGUUCUCCCUCUGGAGCCGGUCCUUCUCGCUGCCCUCUCUGGGGUCUCCAACACGGCCCAGAUCCCUCCAUCCUUCCUGGGGAUCUCCAAGCAGGUCACCAUGUCUAUCCUUACCAUGCUCAACCUAACCAACACCCCAACAGGGUACCAGGGGGACAGUGCUGGUGCCACGGUCCAGGUCCUGUUUAGAGUGUCACAACAGGUGUCCACCAGCCUGUGGCAAGGUUUAUCAAUGCCCCAAUCAGCCGUCCACGUACCCUCCAUGUUGGCAUCCCUCAACCGGGCCGCCAUGGCUGUGGCACCCCUGAUGCCUGAUGGCAGUGAACACUACUUCAACGUCUCCCUCCAUAUCUUGCACAUCACCACCAUGGCUAUCAACUACACCGCCACCACUGGGGACAUAGCCGGCGCUAUGGCUGUCAUCUCUAGCUCGGUUCAGAGUCUCCUGGUCUCUCUGUCUUCAUACCCCAGCCUGCAGACAACAGGCAGUAUCAUAGGCGACCUGGAACAUGCCAUCCAGAAGAUGUUGCAGGUGUUACGGUCAGGCCGAGGCCCCCUGGCCCAGACUGCUGAUAUCACCCAGCUGCUUCUCCAUAACGUUCAGGGUCUCCUGGGCCUGGCAAACACUAGCAUGGAGGCCAGCGUGGCUCGUCUGGUACUGGCUGCAGCCAAGAUGAACACUGGACAUCUGCUAAUGAUGAACGAGACCAACUGGACAGACAAGUUGACGAUGGUUCUGACAGACAUAUCUAACAGGGUUCCCGAGGACCUUCCCUAUGCUCCCCUUAUUAAGAAUAUCACAAUGGGCCUGGCCACUGAAUCACAAGUGAACCUACACCUCCUACUCCAGACCAUCCAGUUAGGGUCUGAACUCUUCAGCAGCAGCUGGUCAGGUGGAAACUUCAGCAACAGACUGGUCUCCCUGACCUCUACGGUGUGUGCGCUGGAGGAUAUGGACUCCAUCCAACAGGUGAUGCAGGCUCUGUCUCUUGGCCCAGGGUUCCUGUGUGAGACUGCCAUGCCCAUUCUCCAGGCCUUCCACAUAAUGACCCGGAGUCUGGUCCAGGACAGCUCUGACCUGUUUGAAGCUCUGUUCGAAACCUUCAUAGGAGACCCCAACACCUACAAUGUCAACAUAAACUGGACCUCUGCACUCACCCAGACGCUUGGCCUGAACAUCAGCAGCCUGAAAAUCCUCAACAUCAACAUGACCUCUCCAGGUGUGGUGAAAAUGUCGGAGCUCUUGAGGAACAAGACAGCAUUUGCUCUGGAGGUCCAGCGUUACACUGACAUCCCACCUGAGAUCCUCCACCUGCUGAUGGAGACCACCAUGCCUAACAGCAACUUCCAGAUCCUAGCGUGGCUGGCUAACAUGCACCACUGCAGGGACCCAACCAGCCUGCAGAUGAAUAGCACAGAGCAGCUCAUCUUCCAGGUCUUCUGCAACCUGCCUAUAAACCAGUGGUACAACUUUGUAGUCAUCGUGGCUCGCUACGUCCACAUGGAGAACGUGAUAUACAGGCUGAUGCUGUCCAGUGAGAUGCAGAGCAUAGUGGGGUUCAUGCUGCAGAUGGUCAAGUUCCUGACGGACAUGAUGGGCAAGCUGCUUCCUGCCAUCGCCCACCUGCAGGACUACAUGUUCUCCAUACGAGACCUCAACCUGGUCUCUGACCCAGAGUUCCGCAGUAUGGUGCAUGGUAAAACCAGAACAAUGUCCAGCAGAGCUACAUUCACCACUGUGUCCAGAGCCAUGUGUAACCAUGGCAUCAUGUCCCUGUUUGGCAUCUCCAAGCUGCCCAUCAUGACUGAGACAGACCCCUCCACACAGCAGGAGCACAGGAUGGAGGAGCUGGUCAACAAGUUCAAGAUCCCUCGCAAUGCCACUCCGUUCUGUAUGAACUUCUACCUAGACAUGGUGAACACCACUGGAGGAGCCAUAGCCUGGGCCUUCCUCAAGCCCAUGCUGCUGGGACAGGUCCUGUACAGCCCAGACACACCACUCACUAGGACCAUCAUAGAAAAGUCCAAUGCCACAUUGCAGCAGUUUGCCAACCUGAAGAUGUACUCCCAGGAUUGGCUCCAGUCCUCUUCCUACAUUAUGGACUCAGUCAAGAUACUGAAUCAAACCCUGCCAAUGCUCCAGAAUUCCCUUGGCAAUUCUUUUGUUCAGAAUUUCAUUGAGAUGCAGACAGACAUUGAUGUGAGCAAGAUGAAGGAUACUCUCAAGAACUUCUCUAACACAACGACCCUCCUGGAGAAAAACAAGGACAUUGUGACCCAGAUCACCACUCUGUCCAACCUGAUGAUGAACCUGUCUUCCUGUAUUAAUUUUGACCGUUUCCACGGCAUCAACUCUACUGACAACCUCAACACCAUGGCCGAACACCUCACCCAGACCAGAGACCUCUACGCCAGUAUCAUCUUCAAGCUGCCCAAGGAUGAUGACGACUCACACAGGAAGCGGCGAGACGCCUCACGCUCCUCCUCUUCUGCGCUGCCUCCCAAGGUGGACUACACCAUCCGCAUGUCCAUCGAGAACUCCAUGCGGACCGACCGCUCCCGCAACCCUUUCUGGGUGAAGGACCCCUACAUCUCCUCAUUGAAGACCCAGCGCUACAACCGAGGCUUUGUAUACCUGCAGGAGAGCAUCGACAGGGCCAUCAUAGAGACCCAGACAGGACAGCAGGUCACUGAGCCAGCCGUCCAGCUACAGGCCUUCCCUUACCCCUGCUUCCUCAAGGACGAGUACCUGAACAGCAUCGCAUUUGCAUUCCCUCUGGUCUUGAUGAUUGCCUGGGUUCUGUUCAUCGCCAACUUUGUGAAGAAGCUGGUUCAUGAGAGAGAGCUCAGACUUCAUGAGUACAUGAAGAUGAUGGGGGUCAAUCCCAUCAGUCACUUCUUCGCCUGGUUCAUAGAGAGUGCAUGCUUCCUUAUCAUUACCAUAAUCAUCCUCACCAUCAUCCUGAAGGCUGGGCGCGUCCUGCCCCACAGUGACGGCUUCCUGCUCUUCCUCUACCUCAGUGACUACGGACUCAGCAUCCUGGCCAUCAGUUUCCUGGUGAGCUCAUUCUUUGACAAGACCAACAUCGCUGGGUUGAGCGGCGCCCUCAUCUACGUCAUCAGCUUCUUCCCAUUCAUCGUAGUGAUGUCACUAGAGAGCUCGCUAUCGUUCUCCACCAAGAGCGCCCUGAGUUUGUUAGCCCCCACCUGUUUCAGCUACGCCAGUCAAUACAUCUCUCGCUAUGAGAGCCAGGGAGAAGGGAUCCAGUGGAGCAACCAAUAUAUCUCACCCAUGGCCGGUGACACGUCAUCUUUCGGCUGGCUAUGUUGGCUUCUCCUCAUCGACUCAGUUUGCUACUUCAUCAUUGGAGCCUACAUUCGCAUAGUCUUCCCGGGAAAGUAUGGCAUUGCUAAACCCUGGUACUUCCCUGUGAUGCCCUCAUUCUGGACUGGUCUCUUCUGCUGCUGCAGCAAGGGCCCUGAGAAUGUCAACAGGGGACUGCUCUUCUCCAACAUCAUGAAGAAUAACGUCUCUCCUUCCUAAAGCAUUGAGGGUGGCUUCCCCUUUCAUAUGAAAGAGGAGAUCACAGGUCUUCCUGUGGGCGUGGCUCUCCAUGGACUGACUAAGACCUAUGGGAACAGAGCAGCCAUAGAGAACCUCAAUGUCAAAUUCUACGAGGGACAAGUCACUGCACUGCUGGGACACAACGGAGCUGGCAAGACCACUACCAUGUCUCUGCUCACCGGUUUGUUCGCCCCCUCCUCUGGUACCAUUGAGGUGUAUGGGAAGGACAUGGAGACUAACAUUGAUGACGUUCGCCAGGAGCUGGGUGUGUGCAUGCAGUAUGAUGUCCACUUUGACCACCUGACCACCAAGGAGCAUCUGCUACUGUACGGACAGAUCAAGGCACCACACUGGUCACAGAAUGACCUGAAGGCGCAAGUCCGCAAAAUCCUGGAGGAGACUGGCAUGUAUGCCCACCGACACAAGAGAGUGGGGACACUGUCUGGAGGAAUGAAGAGGAAACUGUCCAUCUCCAUCGCCUUUAUCGGGGGCUCUCGUCUCGUGGUCCUGGAUGAGCCCACCACCGGGGUCGACCCCUGCUCCCGACGUGCCAUCUGGGACAUCGUCAUCAAGCACAAGAAGGACCGUACCAUCAUCCUGUCUACCCACCACCUGGACGAAGCAGAGGUGUUGAGCGACCGUAUAGCCUUCCUGGAGAGAGGAGGCCUCAAGUGCUGCGGCUCCCCCUUCUACCUCAAAGAUAAGCUGGCCCAGGGAUACAACCUCACACUCACCAAGAAGGUCCAGGCCCCAGACUCCCAGGCCAGGUUUGACGGUGUCGAGGUCAAGACAUUCAUCCAGUCCUACAUGCCAGAUGCUCGUCUGAAGGAGGCUGAGAUGGGAGACCUGGUCUACUCCCUUCCCCCGUUCAGCUCCUCCAAUGCUGAGGCCUACCGCUCCCUGCUCUCCAGCCUGGACUCUAACCUGGACCUUCUACAGCUGGGCUGCUACGGCAUCUCUGACACUACCUUGGAGGAGGUGUUCCUCCAGCUGACCCAAGAUGAUACAGAGCCUGCAGAAGAUAAGCCAUAUUCUGUGUCUGAAUCCAUGCCAGACCUGUCUGCCUCCAGAGACAGCUUACCAGAGGACCUCCAGAACAACUCCAUCUUCGGAGACAAAGCCAGUCUGACGGGCUCGUCUACGGUGCACGGCCUGGCCCUGACCUGGCAGCAGGUGACUGCUAUGUUGAUGAAGAGGGUUCACCACUCCAGACGGGACUGGAAGGGUCUCUUCUCCCAGGUGGUUCUACCUGUCGUGUUCAUCAUCCUGGCCAUGGGUCUGGGCUCCAUCAAGAGUGACCUGCAACACUUCCCAGAGAUGGAACUGUCACCUGCCCUCUACCAGCUCGGACCACAGUACUCCUUCUUCAGCAACCAGAAUCCAAACUCCAGCAACCUGGUCAACUCUAUGAUGUCAUUCCCUGGGAUGGAUAAUGGGUGUCUGAACAGCCCUGAUAAACCGUUCUGCACCAGAAGCACCAAGUCUGCCAGCUGGGAAACUAAAGGAGACAGUUCAGUGCCGUUUGAGUCCUGCAAAUGCAACAAAUAUCAACAGGUGUGUCAGUAUAACCAAUACCAGCCUCCCCAUAAGAUGAACCCCUCCUCCCAGAUCGUCUAUAACCUGACUGGCAUCAACGUUGAAAACUAUCUCCUGGCUACAGCCAACAACUACAUCAGGAACAGGUAUGGCGGCUUUGAUUUCGGGGGGGCACUCCCAACUAGUCUCCUGAUGGAUCUCUUGGAGGUGCCCGCAAACCGAACCCUCUCCAAGGUCUGGUACAACCCUGAGGGUCACCAUACCAUGCCUGCGUACCUAAACAGCCUCAACAACUUCAUCCUACGUACCAGCCUUCCAGCCGGCAAGGACCCACAGAAUUAUGCCAUCUCUGUGUCCAGUCAUCCCUAUCCUGGUGAAGUACAAGAAGAAGAUGCCAUAGUGCAAGGUCUGGUCCAUAUCCUGGUGGCUGUGUGUGCCCUGACUGGCUACUCCAUUAUGACGGCUAGCUUCGCGAUCUACGAGGUCCAGGAGCACCACAGCGGCUCCAAGACACUGCAGCACAUCUCUGGGAUUGGAGAACCCUUCUACUGGACUAUCAACUUCUUCUAUGACAUGGCCUUAUACAUGGUCCCAGUCGCUCUCUCAAUUGCCACGAUAGCAGCCUUUCAGCUCCCAGCCUUUACUGACAGGCAGAACCUCGCUGCUGUGAGUCUGCUGCUGGUCAUGUUUGGGUUUGCCACAUUCCCGUGGAUGUACCUGCUGUCAGGGGUCUUUAAGGAUGCAGAGAUGGCCUUCAUCAGCUACGUGUGCAUCAACCUCUUCAUCAGCACCAACACCAUCAUCUCCACCUCCAUCGUCUUCUUCCUGGGACAACUCAAUGAGAACAAUGAAAGGAUACACGAGGUGUACAGCAUCCUGUCCUAUGUGUUCCUGAUCUUCCCCCAGUUUAGUUUUGGGAACGGCCUGAUGGAGCUGGCCAGGGUUGAGAUGCAGGUCCAGAUCCUCAGUGUGUAUGGAGUGGACGCCUAUAAGAACCCCUUCGCCAUGGACAUGCUGGGCUGGAUGUUCGUCUCCCUCUUCCUCCAAGGCUUCAUUGGCUUCACCCUGCGUCUGCUGCUCAACAAGUGGCUCAUACGUAAAGUCAGGAACCUGAUCUUCCCCAAGAAGGCAGUGCCUCAGACAGGUAGCCAGGACGAGGAUGAGGAUGUUGUGGCAGAGUGCCAACGUGUGACCAGCGGAGCGGCUGUUACUGACCUGCUGCAGGUCAACCAGCUGACCAAGGUCUACCAUCACCUGGCCAAGAAGGUCCAGGCCGUCAAGAGGCUGUCUGUGGGCAUUCCUGCUGGGGAGUGCUUUGGUCUACUGGGGGUGAACGGUGCAGGGAAGACCACCACUUUUAAGAUGCUGACUGGAGACAUCAGCCCUACUGAAGGGACAGCACAGAUCAAGGACUGGGAUGGGAGGAUGGUUGACAUCAUUGACUGCCGUAACGAGGGCAUCAACAUUGGCUACUGUCCCCAAGUGGACGCUUUGGAUGACCUGCUGACAGGGGAGGAGCACAUGUACUUCUAUGCCCGCAUCCGAGGCAUCUCCAAGAGAGAGAUAGACCGGGUGGUCAAUUACCUACUGAAGAAGCUGGAGCUGGGGUACCAUAGACACACCAUCAGUGACAGUUACAGCUGUGGAACCCGUAGGAAGCUCUCCACUGCCCUGGCACUCAUAGGACACCCGAAUAUACUGCUGCUGGACGAGCCUACCUCAGGUAUGGACCCUCGCUCCAAACGUCACCUGUGGAAGAUCAUCUCAGAGGAAAUCAAGGGGAAGUGUGCUGUAGUUCUCACCUCUCACAGUAUGGAGGAGUGCGAGGCUCUUUGCACCCGUCUGGCCAUCAUGGUGAAGGGUCAGUUCAGGUGUCUGGGCUCCCUGCAGCACAUCAAGAACAGGUUUGGCAGCGGCUUCACGGUGAAGAUGUACCUGGCUGUGUCUUCCUGUGACGUAGAGGUCAUCACCAAUUUCAUGCAGUGCCACUUCCCCAGCACGUACCUCAAGGACCAGCACUCUUCCAUGGUGGAGUAUCAUGUGCCUGUGGCACCUGGAGGUGUGGCGGACAUCUUUGACCAGCUGGAGUCUAACAAGGCCGCUCUGCAGAUCAAGCACUUCUCUGUCAGCCAGACUACCCUGGAUGAGGUCUUCAUCAACUUUGCAAUGGGGAAGGUUGGCAUCGAGACGAUCCCAAUCCACAGCGACGAAUAUUCCGAAGCAGACAGCAUCAGCCUCGACUCCAUCGCGGCUUCAGAUACAUAG